AUGCUAAUCCCAUUCUCCAUGAAGAAUUGCUUCCAGUUACUUUGUAAUCUCAAGGUCCCAGCAGCUGGCUUUAAAAACACAGUUAAAAGUGGACUCAUUUUACAGUCGAUUUCCAAUGAUGUUUACCACAAUCUGGCUGUGGAAGACUGGAUCCAUGACCACAUGAACUUAGAAGGCAAGCCGGUCCUUUUCUUGUGGAGGAAUUCUCCCUCUGUGGUAAUUGGUCGGCAUCAGAACCCUUGGCAGGAAUGUAACCUGAAUCUGAUGAGAGAAGAAGGUGUGAAACUGGCUCGGAGGAGAAGUGGAGGAGGCACAGUCUACCAUGAUAUGGGUAACAUCAACUUGACUUUUUUUACAACCAAGAAAAAGUAUGAUAGGAUGGAGAAUCUAGAAUUAGUUGUGAGAGCCCUGAAGGCUGUCCAGCCACACCUGGAUGUGCAGGCUACUGAAAGAUUUGACCUUUUACUUGACGGACAGUUUAAAAUCUCAGGAACAGCUUCCAAGAUUGGCCGCAAUGCAGCUUAUCACCAUUGCACUUUGCUAUGCAGUACUGAUGGGACCUUCUUAUCAUCUUUGCUGAAGAGCCCCUACCAAGGGAUCAGGAGCAAUGCCACUGCCAGCACACCUGCCUUAGUAAGAAACCUUAUGGAAAAAGAUCCCACUCUGACCUGUGAAGUAGUGAUAAAUGCUGUUGCCACAGAGUAUGCUGCUUCUCAUCAAAUCGAUAAUCACAUUCACCUAAUAAACCCAACAGACGAGACAGUGUUUCCUGGAAUAAACAGCAAAGCCAGAGAACUACAGACCUGGGAAUGGAUAUAUGGCAAAACUCCGAAGUUCAGUGUAGACACUUCCUUCACUGUGUUACAUGAACAGUCACACUUGGAAAUUAAAGUAUUCAUCGAUGUCAAGAAUGGGAGAAUUGAAGUCUGUAAUAUUGAAGCACCUGAUCAUUGGUUGCCACUGGAAAUAUGUGACCAGUUAAAUUCAAGUUUUAUUGGUAGUAAGUUUUGCCCAAUUGAAACGACAGUGCUAACAAGUAUAUUACAUAGAACAUAUCCAGGCGAUGAUGAACUACACAGUAAAUGGAAUAUUCUGUGUGAAAAAAUUAAGGGAAUAAUGUGA
Molecule: messenger RNA, 1122 nt
Organism: Rangifer tarandus platyrhynchus (Svalbard reindeer)
Lineage: Eukaryota; Metazoa; Chordata; Mammalia; Artiodactyla; Cervidae
Source: the annotation of a GenBank genome assembly